CUGUGAGGGAGCCUCAAGUCUCUCCCAUGGUCUGUGAAAGCGAAAAUAAUGUUUGAACUUCUACUCGGUGUACCGCUGAUCGUGCUCCUUUGCUGUGUCCUGCUGCGGCGUCUCAACCGAAAGUACUUCGUCCUGAGCCUAUGCAAACGAUUGCAAGCCGAGGAUGGCAGUCCUCUGGAGAGUAAGAUAGCCGUCAUGCCGGGCCGGACUCGGUUCGGCAACAACUUUGAUCUGCUCAACUUUACGCCGUCCACCGUCUUUAAUUUUAUGCGCGACUCGUGUGCCAAUGCCCGGGGACGGAACUAUCUGUGGUACUUCUUUGGUUCGCCCAUGUACAAUGUCAUUCGAGCCGAGGAGGCCGAGGAGAUAUUCCAGAGCACCAAGCUAUUGACAAAGAACGUUGUUUAUGAUCUGCUAAGACCGUUCCUUGGCGAGGGUCUGCUCACCAGCACAGAUCAAAAAUGGCACGCCAGGCGCAAGGCUUUGACUCCAGCCUUUCAUUUCAAUGUUCUACAGUCCUUUCUGGCCAUUUUCAAGGAAGAGUGCCACAAGCUGGUCAAAGUGCUGCAUGAGAGUGUGGAAAGCGAGGCGCUGGUACUGAAUCAGGUCAUUCCGCAGUUUACUUUGAAUAAUAUUUGCGAGACGGCCCUAGGCGUCAAGCUGGAUGAUAUGGCUGAGGGUUUCCAAUACCGCGAAUCGAUCCACGCCAUCGAAGCAGUCAUCCUGCAACGCAUUUGCAACCCUUUUCUGUACAACAGUUUGUACUUCUAUCUUUACGGCGACUAUCGGAAGCACAUAGAUAGUCUUAAGAUAGCCCACGACUUCUCGAGCAGCAUCAUCGAGCGUAGACGGAGAGAUUUCAAGCGCAAGGAACUCGGAGGCGUGGAUGAUUUUGGGAAGAAGCAGCGGUACGCCAUGCUGGACACCCUCCUGGCGGCUGAGGCGGAUGGCCAGAUCGAUCAUCAGGGCAUCUGCGAUGAGGUGAACACCUUCAUGUUCGAGGGCUACGACACCACCUCCACGUGCCUCAUCUUCACUCUCCUGAUGCUGGCCCUCCACGAAGAUGUUCAGGAGAGGUGUCUGGAGGAGGUGUCAGCACUCCCCGAGGACACGGACUCCAUCAGUGUGUUUCAGUUCAAUGAACUGGUAUUCCUCGAGUGCGUGAUCAAGGAAUCCCUGCGCAUGUUCCCUUCGGUUCCCUUCAUUGGUCGUCAAUGUACGGAGGAGUGUGUCGUGAAUGGACUGGUAAUGCCGAGGGAUACCCAUAUCAACAUCCACAUAUACGACAUCAUGAGGGAUCCGCGUCACUUUCCGAACCCAAAUGCGUUCCAACCAGAACGAUUCCUACCCGAAAACACAGUGGAUCGUCAUCCCUUUGCCUUUGUGCCCUUCAGUGCCGGACAGAGGAACUGCAUUGGACAGAAGUUUGCCAUUUUGGAGAUCAAAGUACUCCUGGCCGCUGUUUUAAGGAACUUUAAGAUUCUGCCAGUCACACGAUUCGAGGAUCUCACAAUCGAGAAUGGCAUAGUGUUAAGGACACAGCAGAAGGUGAAAGUGAAAUUGGUACAACGGGUGGGAUGAAAUGUUGUUGUGAAUAUCCCAUAGAAUCGAUCAGGGGAAAGAAUUAUACUCUUACAUACAAAACCA
This is a messenger RNA of Drosophila persimilis, 1647 nucleotides long. RefSeq names its product probable cytochrome P450 4ac1. The transcript has 5 exons. The record is from RefSeq and is a predicted model, not a curated record. Bases 49 to 1581 code for a protein of 510 amino acids. Gene Ontology annotation, molecular function: iron ion binding; heme binding; oxidoreductase activity, acting on paired donors, with incorporation or reduction of molecular oxygen. Lineage: Eukaryota; Metazoa; Arthropoda; Insecta; Diptera; Drosophilidae.